Messenger RNA from Bufo bufo (common toad), 843 nucleotides. RefSeq lists its product as uncharacterized. The transcript is spliced from 3 exons. The record is from RefSeq and is a predicted model, not a curated record. The coding region runs from base 37 to 843 and encodes 268 amino acids. Lineage: Eukaryota; Metazoa; Chordata; Amphibia; Anura; Bufonidae.
ACAAACUCAUUAAGGAAGUGGUUUUCACACAAAUGGAUGCCUCAUAUAAAGAAAUGGGCACAUCUCCAUCGAACUUCAGAAAUGCUAAUUGCAAUCCACACAAACAAUGGGCUGGAAAGACAAAACGAAAUAUUAAAACUAAAUUAUCUAGAGGGCUACAAGAACUGCAUGCUUGUAGAAAUGAUUACUGUGCUACAUUCAAAGUUUUUCCCAAACACCUAUAAAAAGUAUGUACAGCUGAACUUACAAAGUUCACAAUGCUAUAGAAAAUAUUCAGAAGAAGUCCCAAAUUUCUUAAGAAAUCGCCCACGAGAUUUUGUCACACAUGUAAUGAAAAGAUUGGCAAGCAGUUUAACCGCUGCAGACAUCAAAAUUCGAAAAAAUUCAUCCGGAAUAUUUGAUGUAAAGAGUGAAACCGAACAUGAUAAAACUUACAUUGUCAAUGUGUCAGAAAAAAUACCAACAUGUAAUAGUUUAGACUGGAAAAAGAACUUCAUGCCUUGCAAGCACAUGUGUGCAAUUUUUGCUUUUGAGAAGGAAUUGGGUUGGGAAAAACUGGAUGCAGCUUACAGUCAGAACCCGCUUUUUGUCCUUGACACGGACUGUUUCAUUCCAGACACAGAACCAACUGCGGACAAAAAGUUAAGAGAGUGGUGCACUACAUCUGCAUCCACAAAUUCUGUAUCAAAGCUCCCACAACGGAGGAGAACAAAACGAACGAUCAUGAUAUGGAGUUGCACGCAAAAGAUAAAGAGACUGCUAGACAGUGUAUAUUUACAAAAAGAUGAGGACUACCUCAGAGCUGGAAAGAUCCAUCGAUUUGCUAUUAGAAAAAUCUUUUAG